Rotaria sp. Silwood2 is the source of this 366-nucleotide messenger RNA. Lineage: Eukaryota; Metazoa; Rotifera; Eurotatoria; Philodinida; Philodinidae. The record is from the annotation of a GenBank genome assembly.
AUGCCAACUUUUGCUAAUCGUAAUAACCAUUCUACUUCUGCUCCUAUGUCAGAAUCUGAUAAUGAUGAUGACAAUGAACAGAAUUCAUCUUUUAAUCAACAUAAUGAGAGUAUGAUGCAUAAAGUUAAAGAUGUCGUUUCGAAACUUCUUCAUCCUUCUUUCUUAUUUUCGACCAGUGGUGAUACAAAUCGUCCCAAACGAAAACGAGAAACAUCUUUUGAAGAAAAUGGUGAUGAACAACAACCAGAAAGCACUACUACCACCACCAUAGCUGCAACGACAACUACUACUAAUGGUCAUUCGACAACUUCUAAAUCAAAAUGUAAGAUAUUUUCUUUUUCUAAAUAUUGGAUAAUGGUAUUUUAG